AUGCUUGUGAUCUCUCUUCUCAUUCUGACUUGUCUUUCGGACGCGGCGGUGGCUUUUGGCCGACCUACGAGACGCACAGACUCGUUUAGCCAGCCUACAGCCCCCGAUGUAUGUUACACAGCCUAUGAUUUAGUCAUUUACCCGAUACUUCUGUCUAGAUCUGCUCGCAAGGAUGUCACAAUCAGAAUCUCGCUCAGUGCCACUCGUCCAGCGGCGAAGAGGAAUUCCACUGUGUCUGUGAAAUGGUCAAAUCCCAGCAAUAUGCAGAGUGCAUAUUCCAGAUGGCUGGUGAAUUGGAAAUCAACGGAGUGGCAACUUCGGCGGACGAAUUUCUGGGUGGUGAGAUUGCACCCAGAGACUGCGGAUGCACGAGCUGACAUAGGGCCAGUUUUUGUUGCAGAUUGCGACCUGGACGGCGAUGCCAUGUUGUGGCAAAAUCCAUUCAUGAGCGGUGUGUCGAUCUUGACCGAGGAGCGUGACCGGAAUACAUAA
This is a messenger RNA of Kockovaella imperatae, 492 nucleotides long. RefSeq lists its product as hypothetical. Bases 1 to 492 code for a protein of 163 amino acids. NCBI's taxonomy places the organism in Eukaryota, Fungi, Basidiomycota, Tremellomycetes, Tremellales, Cuniculitremaceae. The transcript has 5 exons. The record is from RefSeq and is a predicted model, not a curated record.